Monopterus albus (swamp eel) is the source of this 6624-nucleotide messenger RNA. It is a transcript of the gene ppfia1, whose product is annotated as PTPRF interacting protein alpha 1. Gene Ontology annotation, biological process: synapse organization. Lineage: Eukaryota; Metazoa; Chordata; Actinopteri; Synbranchiformes; Synbranchidae. The record is from RefSeq and is a predicted model, not a curated record. Gene Ontology annotation, cellular component: presynaptic active zone. The transcript has 34 exons. The coding region runs from base 1167 to 5045 and encodes 1292 amino acids. Gene Ontology annotation, molecular function: protein binding.
UACCUGAUGCUGGUCCCCACAGGAACUGAGCGCUGUUCCCUUCCUCCUGUUGCCAGCUUGGGAAGCGCUCUUUUCCUGUGGACUACCGGGCUAAUGAAAAGCGCUAGCGGCACGGAGCCCACCAUUGGCUGUCCCGACUGCCGAGGCUGGCAGGCGGUGGCGACAGGGAAGGACCGGACUGACGGACCUUUGAGUGGAAAUACCGAGAGAACUUCUGAAACCGGACCGGAAACGAAAGGAGUACAACUUUCUAUUUACCGUUUGGAUUUUCCAAACGGACCUAAACCUCGCUAACGUACAAUGUUAGUUGGAAGUUUUGGAGUCGAGCUGUGAUGUGGUGACGCGACUACACGGGAAGCUAACGUAAACGUUAGCCGAUGAGCUAAUGCUACUUGAUGUAUCUUUUUAGUAGAGAUGUGCAAACCUAUUUCAGAAUUUUAAAACACUUUGUAGUAUUUUUGAUAAUGUAAGAUAGAUAACAAUUCGAUAUUUUACCAUGUUGUCAACCUUUAUACGAAAUAGAGCCUAUCCAUAGUUAUCUACCUGACGUUAUCUUGACGUUAGCUAAGUUACUAUAUGAAAGUGGCAGGCGUUAGCUACCUAGCUGGCUAGUAGCUAACAGUGGCUAGUUGUUGAGUUUAAACUGACUUCAAGCCAAAGAAUUCUGCUUCAAAUUAGCAAAUGCUAGCAAGGCUACAUUUCUUUCCACGUCACCUAACUGUUUCAUCCCAUGUCUGUCUGUUGUGAAACGUUAUUUUCGGCGAGGGGAACUUUAUUUUUGAAGAUGGGUGUUUGUUUUGAAAAGCAAAGAUAAAACUUUGUACUUCCAUAUCGAUAUAUGCAAUCGCCAAAUCAGCAUCUUAUUUAAUGCUAGCUUGCUAACGUUGAGUUAGCCGGCCAAACUUUGCAUACUGCCCCCUGUUCACUUUAUGUGGGGUUUGCUUUGAGGCCUUUGGGAAUUUACCCACUUUUCCACGGAGAGGACCCUUUUCACAGCCUUAAUACAUCCCAGCAUCUGAAUGGAGUUUGUAUCUUCUGAAUGACUCUGGAUAUUUGUGAAGCUUGAGAACAUAAAGUUGGCGUAACCUGGACUUUGUUAACGUUUACUUGGCAACGUACAGUAACGUGGAUUACACGGGCUGUUGGAAUAACGCAAUUUCUAAAAGAUGAUGUGCGAGGUGAUGCCCACCAUCAGUGAGGCCGAAGGGCCCAGCGGGGGAGGCAGCAGCGGUCGCCGGGGCUCGGGUUCCCCGCUGCAGUCAGACUCAGAGGGUCACUUUGAGUCACUGAUGGUGUCCAUGCUGGAGGAGAGAGAUCGUCUUCUUGAGACUCUGAGAGAGACGCAGGAGAAUCUGGGCUUGACUCAGAGCAAGCUGCAUGAAGUUAGCCAUGAAAGAGACUCGCUGCAGAGGCAACUUAACACUGCUUUGCCACAGGAGUUUGCUGCUCUAACAAAGGAGGUGAACGUGUGCCGGGAACAGCUUCUAGAGAAGGAGGAGGAGAUUGCAGAGCUGAAGGCUGAGAGGAACAACACACGGCUCCUGUUGGAGCACUUGGAGUGCCUGGUUUCUCGCCAUGAGCGCAGUCUGAGGAUGACAGUGGUGAAGAGACAGGCUCAGUCUCCAGCUGGCGUCUCAAGUGAAGUUGAGGUCCUCAAAGCUCUUAAGUCACUUUUUGAACACCACAAAGCCCUCGAUGAGAAGGUAAGAGAGCGACUACGUGUUGCCUUGGAAAGAUGCAGUGCACUUGAGGAACAGCUCACCAUCUCGCACAAAGAAUUGGCUUACCUCAGGGAGCAGAGUGGCCAGAAGAGAGGACUGGCAGAUGGAACCAGUGAGAUCAGCCACAGCUCUGAAAACACGCCGAGCACUAAUGGCAAGCGGUUGUCAGACGGUUCGUUGAGUCAGGAGGAGGAGUUAGGGCCUGGGUUUGUGAAGGUUGGUGAGCUCCAGGAAGUGGUGGAUCGUCAGGCGGCUGAUCUGAGCCAGAUGAAGGAGCGCAUGGCUGCUAUGGCAUCACGCAUCAGUGAGCUGGAGGAGGACCUGGACACAGCCCGGAAGGACCUCAUCAAGUCUGAAGACAUGAACACACGGCUACAGAGAGACCUGAGAGAGUCAGUGGCUCAGAAGGAGGAUAUGGAGGAGAGGAUCACCACCUUGGAAAAGCGCUACCUAGCAGCACAGCGGGAGGCUACCUCUGUCCAUGACCAUAACGACAAGCUGGAGAAUGAAGUGGCCAACAAGGAGUCCCUCUACAGACAAACUGAGGAAAGAAACCGGCAGCUCCAGGAGAAGCUGGAGCUGGCUGAGCAGAAGCUGCAGCAGACCAUCCGCAAGGCAGAGACUCUGCCUGAGGUGGAAGCAGAGCUAGCUCAGCGGGUAGCUGCUCUCACAAAGGCAGAGGAGCGUCAUGGCAAUGUGGAAGAGAGACUGAGACAGCUGGAGGCCCAGCUGGAGGAGAAGAACCAGGAACUGCUCAGGGCACGGCAGCGAGAGAAGAUGAAUGAGGAACACAACAAACGCCUGUCUGAGACCGUGGACAAGCUCUUGUCGGAGUCCAACGAGAGACUCCAGCUCCACCUCAAAGAGAGGAUGUCUGCUCUGGAGGACAAGAAUAACCUGAUAAGAGAACUGGAGCACACCAAGAAACUGAUUGAGGAGUCUCACCACGAGAAGGAGCAGCUCCUGAUCCAGAUUGAGACUAUGAGGCCAGAGAACGAGCCGGGUAGGAGCAGGAGCAACUCCUUAUUACAUGGACGGCCUCAGCUGGGUAGCUCCCCAGAUUUCAGGUAUCCAGUGUCGACUUCCUCAGUGGUAGACAGUAACUCGGACCAUUACGGCAGCGCUCUCGUGCUGAAACGACCCCAAAAGGGACGAGUGGCGGCGCUCCGGGACGAGCCAUCCAAGCGACAUGUGCAGACUUUGAAUGAGCAGGAGUGGGAGCGCAUGCAGCAGGCCAACGUGCUGGCAAACGUGGCCCAUGCCUUUGAGAGUGACAUGGACGCCUCAGAUCUGGAGGAGGAUCGAGAGACGAUUUUCAGCUCGGUGGACUUGCUGUCCCCUGGUGGCCAGGCUGAUGCACAGACCCUCGCCUUAAUGCUGCAGGAGCAGCUGGACGCUAUCAACAAUGAAAUUAGAAUGAUCCAGGAGGAGAAGGAGAGCACUGCUAUCCGGGCAGAAGAGAUCGAGUGCCGGGUGGGCAGCGGCGACAGCCUGGGAGGACGUUUCCGCUCUCUUAGCUCCAUCCCUCCUUCACUGUGUGCUGGCUCUUCGCUGGGUGGUUCUCCCCCAGGCUCCGGUCACUCCACCCCCAGACGCAUUCCCCGCAGCCCCAACAGAGAGCUGGACCGAAUGGGUGUCAUGACCUUGCAAUAUUGCUAUGAUCCCUGCAUCAUCCAGAGCUCCCUCUCCCAGCAGACUGUAACUUAUCUCCCUUAUGGUGCAACUGGCUUCAGUCCUCCCCCUCAAGCCUAUAACUAUGCACCAUACCUCCAGCCUAGUGACCUGCGCAAGCACCGCAGGAAGUCUGCUCAGGAUGACAAAGCCACCAUCCAAUGUGAGACGUCACCACCCACCACUCCACGCUCCAUGCGCCUAAACAGAGAUGCAGGGCUCACUGCCAGCCAUGAGGACAUUAGGGACAUUCGUGGCCUGGCUGGUCUGCAUGAUGGCCAAGGUAGUAACCCCAGCAGCAGUAACAGCAGCCAGGACUCCCUCAACAAAGCGGCCAAGAAGAAGAGUAUCAAGUCUUCCAUUGGACGCCUCUUUGGAAAGAAGGAAAAGGGCCGACCCAGCGUUCCUGGCAAGGACUCGCCCAACCAAGGUGGCACUUCGGAGGCAGAGAGCUCUCCUAAGGAUGGCGUAGGAAUGGGCACCCUUGGAGGCCCCUCAGAGAAGAACAGGAAGCUGCAGAAGAAUCCAAAGACAGGGCAUGAAUUACUGGAAGAAGCUCGCAGGCAGGGCCUUCCAUUUGCCCAGUGGGACGGACCAACAGUUGUGGUUUGGCUGGAGCUGUGGGUGGGCAUGCCAGCCUGGUAUGUGGCUGCAUGCCGUGCCAACGUGAAGAGCGGAGCCAUUAUGUCAGCGCUCUCAGACACAGAGAUCCAGAGGGAGAUAGGAAUCAGCAACCCAUUGCAUCGUCUGAAGCUUCGCUUGGCCAUCCAGGAAAUCAUGUCCCUCACCAGCCCUUCUGCCCCACCCACUUCAAGAACGAUCACAGGAAAUGUUUGGGUCACACAUGAAGAAAUGGAAAGUUUGGCAGCCACACCUCCCACGGAGGAUGACGAGGGUAGCUGGGCCCAGACGCUGGCGUAUGGAGACAUGAACCACGAGUGGAUUGGUAAUGAGUGGCUGCCCAGCCUGGGUUUGCCACAGUACCGAUCCUACUUCAUGGAGUCCCUGGUGGACGCCCGCAUGCUCGACCACCUCACCAAGAAGGACCUUAGGGGACAGCUCAAAAUGGUAGACAGCUUCCACAGGAACAGUUUUCAGUGUGGAGUGAUGUGUCUGAGAAGGCUCAACUAUGACAGGAAGGAGCUGGAGAGGAGGAGGGAAGAGUCUCAGCUGGAGCUCAAGGACGUGCUGGUGUGGAGUAAUGAGCGUGUGAUCAGCUGGGUUCAAGCCAUCGGGCUAAAAGAGUACAGUGGCAACCUUUAUGAGAGUGGAGUCCAUGGAGCACUGCUGGCCUUGGAUGAAAACUUUGAUCACAACACCCUGGCCCUGCUGCUGCAGAUCCCCACACAAAACACACAGGCCAGAGCAACUCUUGAGCGUGAAUACAACAGUCUGCUGGCUAUUGGCACAGACAGGAGAAUGGAAGAGGAUGACGAUAAGAACUUCCGCCGAGCUCCCUCAUGGAGAAAGAAGUUCAGGCCCAAAGACAUGAGGGGAAUGUCCUUGGGUGUGUCAGAUACCCUGCCCGCAACCUUUCGAGUGACAAGUAGCAGCACGGCAUCUCCCUCCACACAGCCAAAGAGGAGCCCGAUGGACGGAAGUCAGUCUAUACAGAGGCUGGACACUGCCACAGUCAGGACCUACUCUUGUUAACACACAACGUUUAUCCUCAUUAUUUCUAUAGGUAACCGCUGGUCUGAAGAUGAAGGGGAAUUCCCUGCAUUCAAGACCAGGAUGAUAAACUGAAAUGACUGACUUGCAAGGACACCGAAAAGAUGUCUUGUUUUUUUUUUUUUUUUUUUUGUUGCCGUCACACAGAAAGACCUUACUUACCAAUCUCAGUAUCCCUAGAGGAAGCCUUCUAGAUUUAUCUGCAUUUAUUAUAUUUAUGUAAAGCAAUGGGACAUUUAAAUGAUUUUAGAAUUAUUGUAUAAUCCUUUUUGCCCAUCUCCCCUUAAUCAUCCCACUUUUUAAAAAAAGAAAUAUUUUUCCACUGUGCCCAUUUCAAGCUCUGCUCUCAGAUGUAUGUAGCUGAAUGUUUCAGUUGUCUGGCAUUUGUAUAUUUCUAUCAACAUUUUAUCUAAUCUUUUUAUAAUCCUGACUCUAUUGACCACAUGUGUUUUGUCUUUGUUGCGAUUGGAAUUCUAAUUGAAUUUAUGCUUAAGUGACUUUGAUAUAUAACUUAAUUCAUAUCUUCUGACCUUUUUAACUGUUGUAAUUUUUGUAGCUUUAUUACCUGUAAUUUUGUGUAAAUGCAACUCUUAAGUCAGUGAAUGCGUGAAUAUCAGACAGAUUGCUGGACUUGACUGUUUCACAGAUUGCUCAACACUGAGUCAUCCUUCACCUUUAGAAUACCAGCUGGCAAGCCAGGUGGCGGUGGCAGCAGAGAUCAUGUGAAACACUGUGGAUUUUCCUUUUCUUGACUUUAUUUUCCAUAUCUGCAAUACCAAAAUAGAACUUUGAAUUUAUGAACUAAAGCCAUAUAACAGUGGCGGGGUGGGGGGGACAGAGGGCUAAUUUCCGAUGCAAGUGAAAAGAGUUCCAGUUUCUCUCUCUCUCGCUGACCUUGCAUGCAGAAGCUACUUCACUUACCCUGCCCCACUACAUCCAGCCUAUCCCUUUAACAAAACAAACUUCUUCACAACUCGAGAAACACAACAGGCUCACUCGUACAGAAGGACUUGAUAUGUACAGAUGAGUUGAAAGUGUUGAAACUCCUUCGAUGGACCAACUUCACCGAGGCCUCGGUCGAUCCCCGCUGUGACUGUAACCCUCAAGGCGGUGCGAUCCACCCACUCCCCUUUUUAAAAAACACUUUGUAUGAAGAGUUCAUAUCAAGCCUUAUUGUUUCUUAAGUCCUUCCUGUCUCUUAUUUAUUAUUAUCCACCCACGUUGUGUUUUUCAGUUGUACUUUCAGAGCUAAAGCACCGGUUUGUUCCUCUGAAUGUGGCGAUGCCCCUCGUGUACAUUUGUCUUGUCUGUUGUCACAACACCGGUUCCACCGUUAAUUUUCACAGCAAAUGAGUAGGAACCGAAGAGUUUUCUUUCACCAUAGAUGUAGUCGAACUUUAAAGUAAAAACACUUUUUUUGUGAUUUAGUCUUUCAUGCACAGUGCAAAUCACAUUGCUGUUUUAUUCCUGCUCUUUCCAUUGAAUCUUCUGAUCUUGUAACAAUGAUGUACAGCCUGAGUACUUAUAAACUAUUUUUAUCACAGUAUUAUUUAUUGCUUAC